AUGUACGCCGCCAAACCCAAACUGUCCCUGUGCAUCACCGCCGCGCAGACUGUUUCCCGACCGCUCAAGUCGCCGGGUGCACUUCCUCGCACUCCCAUCUCGCCAAUCUCAGCAGCUAGCCCGUCUAGCAAGAGAUUCUCGUCGCUGCAAGUGCCUUCUUAUUCAUACACGAACAACUGCUCGUCGAAAAGCAUCCUCAAGAAGCAGUCAGCGACGCGACCAAGCGCCCAAAAGAACAUCCAAUUCAAAGGCACUCCAACCGUCUACUGCGUGACACCUAUUGAGAACCCGGAUGAGUACUACGGCAAGCACACCAAGAUGACCCGCGAAGAGCGACGCUGGGCUGUGUAA
This is a messenger RNA of Penicillium riverlandense, 351 nucleotides long. RefSeq lists its product as uncharacterized. NCBI's taxonomy places the organism in Eukaryota, Fungi, Ascomycota, Eurotiomycetes, Eurotiales, Aspergillaceae. The coding region runs from base 1 to 351 and encodes 116 amino acids. The record is from RefSeq and is a predicted model, not a curated record. The transcript has a single exon.